Molecule: messenger RNA, 8352 nt
Organism: Myotis davidii
Lineage: Eukaryota; Metazoa; Chordata; Mammalia; Chiroptera; Vespertilionidae
Gene: ARHGAP26
Product: Rho GTPase activating protein 26
Exons: 24
Coding region: 49-2685 (878 amino acids)
Biological process (GO): signal transduction
Cellular component (GO): cytoplasm
Molecular function (GO): protein binding; GTPase activator activity
Source: RefSeq, a predicted model, not a curated record
CGAGGGCUCCCGGGGAGGCGCGCCCCCUGGCUGGGCGCCUCUGGCACCAUGGGGCUCCCGGCGCUGGAAUUCAGCGACUGCUGCCUGGACAGCCCGCACUUCCGAGAGACGCUCAAGUCGCACGAAGCGGAGCUGGACAAGACCAACAAAUUCAUCAAGGAGCUCAUCAAGGACGGGAAGUCCCUCAUCAGUGCGCUCAAGAAUUUGUCUUCAGCGAAGAGGAAAUUUGCAGAUUCCUUAAAUGAAUUUAAAUUUCAGUGCAUAGGAGAUGCAGAGACAGAUGAUGAAAUGUGUAUAGCAAGGUCUUUGCAGGAGUUUGCCAGUGUUCUCAGGAAUCUUGAAGAUGAACGGAUACGGAUGAUUGAGAAUGCCAGUGACGUGCUCAUCACACCCUUGGAGAAGUUUCGGAAGGAGCAGAUUGGGGCUGCCAAGGAAGCCAAAAAGAAGUAUGACAAGGAGACAGAGAAGUAUUGUGGAAUCUUAGAAAAACACUUGAAUUUGUCUUCCAAAAAGAAAGAAUCUCAGCUGCAGGAGGCAGACAGUCAAGUGGACCUGGUCCGGCAGCAUUUCUAUGAAGUAUCCCUGGAGUAUGUCUUCAAGGUGCAGGAAGUCCAAGAGAGGAAGAUGUUUGAGUUUGUGGAGCCUCUACUGGCAUUCUUGCAAGGACUCUUCACUUUCUAUCACCAUGGUUACGAACUGGCCAAGGAUUUCAGCGACUUCAAGAUGCAGCUGACCAUUAGCAUACAGAACACAAGAAAUCGCUUUGAAGGCACCAGGUCAGAAGUGGAGUCACUGAUGAAAAAAAUGAAGGAGAAUCCCCUUGAGCACAAGACCAUCAGCCCCUAUACCAUGGAAGGGUACCUCUAUGUUCAGGAGAAACGUCACUUUGGAACUUCUUGGGUGAAGCACUACUGUACAUAUCAGCGGGAUUCCAAACAGAUCACCAUGGUACCAUUUGACCAAAAGUCAGGAGGAAAGGGGGGAGAAGACGAGUCAGUCACUCUCAAAUCCUGCAUCCGGCGGAAAACAGACUCUAUUGAGAAGAGGUUUUGCUUUGACGUAGAAGCAGUAGACAGGCCAGGGGUUAUCACCAUGCAGGCUCUGUCGGAGGAGGACCGGAGGCUCUGGAUGGAAGCCAUGGAUGGCCGGGAGCCUGUCUACAACUCGAAUAAAGACAGUCAGAAUGAAGGAACUGCACAGUUGGACAGCAUUGGCUUCAGCAUAAUCAGGAAAUGCAUCCACGCUGUGGAAACCAGAGGUAUUAAUGAGCAGGGGCUCUACCGAAUCGUGGGGGUCAAUUCCAGAGUGCAGAAGUUGCUGAGUGUCCUGAUGGACCCCAAAACAGCUUCUGAAACCGAAACGGAUAUCUGUGCGGAAUGGGAGAUCAAGACCAUCACUAGUGCUUUGAAGACCUACCUGAGAAUGCUUCCAGGACCACUCAUGAUGUACCAGUUUCAAAGAAGUUUCAUCAAAGCAGCAAAGCUGGAGAAUCAGGAGUCUCGGGUGUCUGAAAUCCACAGCCUUGUUCAUCGGCUCCCAGAGAAAAACCGCCAGAUGUUACAGCUACUCAUGAACCACUUGGCAAAUGUUGCUAACAACCACAAGCAAAAUUUGAUGACAGUGGCGAACCUUGGCGUGGUGUUUGGACCCACCCUGCUUCGGCCUCAGGAAGAAACAGUAGCCGCCAUCAUGGAUAUCAAAUUUCAGAACAUUGUCAUUGAGAUCCUGAUCGAAAACCAUGAUAAGAUAUUUAACACCGUGCCUGAAAUGCCUCUCACCAAUGCCCAGCUGCACCUGUCUCGGAAGAAGAGUGGUGACUCCAAGCCCCCGUCCUGCAGCGAGAGGCCCCUGAUGUGCUCAGGGCUAGCCUUGGCUCAUUCUCACUGUGGUGUCCACAUGGCCUGGGUUCCUCCACAUGUACCAGCAAAGGCUUGGAAAAGGCCUGGCCACACCCACAUCUGCCACGAACAAGACUGUGAGGUGAUGUGCUUCUCGGGUUUCCAGGAGAGCCAUGGUCACCUCAUGUUUUGUACAAACGUGUACAGUGCAGAUUGGGACAGAUCAGACAGUGCUGAGGAACAAAGAAACAGCAUCAUUAACUCCAGCUUGGAAUCUGUCGUCUCAUCAAAUGCAAACAGCGUUCUUAAUUCUAGCAGCAGCUUACAGCCCAACAUGAAUUCCAGUGACCCAGACCUGGAUGUGCUCAAACCCACCCGGCCCAACUCACUCCCCCCGAAUCCAAGCCCAACUUCACCCCUCUCGCCAUCUUGGCCCAUGUUUUCGGCGCCAUCCAGCCCUAUGCCCACCUCAUCCACGUCCAGCGACUCAUCCCCCAUCAGGUCUGUGGCAGGGUUUGUUUGGUUUUCUGUUGCUGCCGUUGUUCUCUCAUUGGCUUGGUCCUCUCUUCAUGCAGUGUUCAGCCUCCUCGUCAACUUUGUUCCCUGCCAUCCAAAUCUGCACUUGCUUUUUGACAGGCCAGAAGAAGCAGUUCAUGAAGACUCCAGCACUCCGUUCCGGAAGGCAAAAGCCUUGUACGCUUGCAAAGCUGAGCACGACUCGGAGCUCUCAUUCAUCGCAGGCACGGUCUUCGAUAAUGUUCACCCGUCUCAGGAGCCAGGCUGGUUGGAGGGGACUCUGAAUGGAAAGACGGGCCUCAUCCCCGAGAACUAUGUGGAGUUCCUCUAACCGUGGGCCCAGCAGAACUGCUGAGCUUUCCAUGGUAUCCAUGACAACUGCUGAGUCCAGUGUUGCAGGGCAUUUCUCUGCCACCGAGAAGUGCAGGUUGACUGCCUCUGCUGCUCCGUCAACACCAGUGUUUCUGUGAACUUUGGUGUCACCCAUCCCCACGAUCAUCUCAGCUGACCUGUGGUGACACUGCAGGAAACAGAAGUAAAUCAGCAGGGGAGGCCAUUUGAUUUUGAAAACCGAGAGAAAGGCUGGCGCAGCCAUCUCCCUCGUUCAGCAACCUAAUGGGGAGCACUCCUUUUGUCUCAACAGCCCCCCAAAUUCCCAACCUUCUGAAAGUGGAAGUAAGAUCCUUAAGAGCAUGUGGGGCUGGGUCACGGCUCCGAGAUCCAGGCUGGGCCAUUGCUCUUGUUUACAGCAGACGCUCUAACCCACCUCUCCAUACUCAAGACCCACGGGGCUCCAGGCUGCUGGGCUGUUUGUUUGCAUGCAGGAUGGAGAGGGCUUACAGCACUGUUUACAUAAGAUCCAAUCUCUCACCAUCUCUAAAACAGCCUUGGCCCAGCAUCAGCAGAAUUCAGUCCAGUCCUCUCAUGCAAGGGAGCACACACACCCCACAUUCCCCGCCUCCCAAGCUAGGAACUUCUUUGCCACCGAGGGCUGCCAUCGCCUCGUAACCAUGGCAACCCAACCUACUCUAAACCAAACCAAAAAAAAAACACUCUCUUUGCAUCACAUAUUUUUUUUCUCCCCCCUUUUGGAUAGUUUUUUGAAUGGUUUUCCAAUAACCUAGCGCAGAAGAUCAAGAAAUGAGCGUUGUCUGCUUAAGGCAGACAGAAAGAAUAGCAACUGGGAACGUUUCCUUUCUGAUUUAUUUCAGCAGCAUCAGGAUAUAUUUGGAGUAAACGCUAGUAACCUCUUGAGGUUAAAUUACAUUCAGGCUUAAUAUUUCUGUUCUUCCAUGUAACUGGUGUUUGCUUUCUAGAGAGCAAUAUGCUGCCUCCCAAUGGGUGACACCCUCCCUUUCCUGCCUCAGUCCCUAAUGGCCUCCCGUUUACCUGUCCUUGCCCCUGCCCUCGCCUGCCUCUAGCCCAUCACUGACCAUCCCUGGCAGUUUUCAGAUGGCCUGGUGGUUUCCAGGGCCAAUUCCUAGUCUAGCCCUAUGGCCUAUUGUUUAAAAGGACAUAUAUGUUCACUGCCAUUCAGAAUAAGGGAAUUAUUUCUCAGGCUUUUGAGGCAUGAGAUUAAUGUCAUGAGCCAUUGUGAUUCAGGAGGACACCAAAAGCUUGAGGCAUAGAAGGUGGGCAUUUCCUGGUCCCCCAGGGCCUGGGUCUUGGGGCAGACUGCCUUGGGUGGGGAAGUUCGGCCUGGACACUUCAGAUUCACUUGGCCUCCAAAGGACAGAGUCCCCGGGAUCUUCCACACUUGAAUGUCCUUGCAAGAGUGGCUCUGGGCAGACAAACUUUAGACUGAAGGACUGUCAGACUCCUGGACGCCGCCGAUGGCAGCCACACUUCAGAGUGUAUCCUGCUCCUGGAAUUUCUCUUUAGGGAAGUUGAAAGAAGAAAAGAAAAACUUGAAUUGUGUUGGAUUACUGUAUCUUUUACAUUUUUUUGAAAAGAUAAACCUGUAAAUAGAGUGAUUUGAAAUAACUAUAUGGCAAAGUUUUAUAUUUGAUAUUCUUGAAGCUAGUUGCCCCACACAUUUUAAGCUUUGAUUGCUGAACAAGUGUGUAUAAGAAGGAAAGAUGGGUCUCAAUCUCGAAGGGACUCAAGGUCAUACCUCCUGGCCUUGAGGAAGGAGAAGGUAUUUCUGCACAUGCUCUGCUGGCUCUUGUCAGUGGGCAUAACACACUGAUGGUGUCCAGUCUUCUUUAUCCAGAGGUGGUUUAGAGCAUUUCUUGGGCUUUGGGUUUGGAGAUGGAAAGAAUCAGGUAAAGAAUCUUUCCAAGAACUCCUCCUCCUACUCAGCUCAGGAUUAAAUAGAUGUGGCCAGGGCUUAGACUUAUUUUUUUCAUUUUUAUUCUCAGGUGUGUUUCUUGGUAUCCCAGGAUAUCAGGACAGAAGGAUACAGGAUAAUUGCGUACUCCUUUUUCUGCACAUCUUCUAAGACUUUAUGAAUGAAGCCAAGUGAAUUUGUAAAUGUUGUGUGUGUCCAAGUUCUGAGGAAAACUGGCUUCUUGGGAUCUUUUAUUCUCAGUAUGCUGUGGCUUCUUCUUUCUCUGGACAUGUUCAUGCCCUUCCUGUUCAUCUCAAGUUUCCUAUAACCCCAAACCAAGGAAAAAACUCCAAAGAGGAUUGGAGAAUGUGUGGUUAGCGCUUUAUAGCUGGUUUCCAAGUUAUUGGGAGUUUGCCGUCGUGACUCAGUUCGUGGGUUCAGGGUGGCACAGCGACCACCCAGGAGCUCCCCCAGCAGCAGUUGAGACACUACCAUGGGGUCAGGGAGCAAGGAAAAAGACUGGGCAAACCCGGAUAGGACUCGGGAAAGCUAUCACUGAAAACCCAAGAAGGAAAUUUAUGAAUAGGCUCCACCUACUCCCUGUGGACUUCGAACAGCCUAGGGACCUGUUCCAAGGGCCUGAGGGGACAAGCACACUAUUCCACUGUGUUUCCCAAAUAGGAGGAGUGCAAUGUGAUGCUUUUAACAUAUUUUAUAUUGUCACCAGCCCGUGGGACCUGGACUAGAGCUAACAUGGAGGAGAAAGGUGCAGGCUCUGGCCAGUAGUUCUCACUGGAGCAUACCAGUGGACACUUGGCCAUGACUUGACCACUUGGAAACAUGUCCCUCCCUCCUCAGUUGGCCCUGAUUUGAAGCCAGGGGGAAAUAGAGCUGCUGCCAAUGGGAAUUUUUAGGUAGAUCCCUUCCCAGCAUCCCUGUGGCCAUGCUGGACCUGUGGCAGAUGGCUGCUCCAUCUCUUGGCCCAGUCAGGCUUACCCCUCUCCAUUUGCUACAGAACUGGAAAAACUGCAUAUGAAAGGAGCUGACAAAUAGGAAGUAUUCUGGAGACUAAAACUAGAUUUUCCCAUCUUCACUGUCUCUGCCCCGUAAGCCCUUAUUGGCUCUGCUUGAACAGGGAACUUUAGGACAUAUUAGGGGUAUGAACCAGGCAUUAGAGUGGAAGACUGUUGACCAAGGUCCCUGAGCUUCCCCAGGGGGCCUAGUUUUGUUGUAAGGCCCUGAGAUGUGCUGGGCAUACAGAGCCUGAGCCUUUGUUGGGUAAUAAGAUCAGUCUCUCACUCCUUCAGGUACUCACAGAAGUCUAUGUCUACAGAAUACCAUGUCCUAAGAAGACAACUAGUUUCAAACCCCUGCCCCCAGGCAAGUAGUUUCCUGAUUCACUCAAGAUUGGUGAUAUUCUCUUCUCUUUUCAAAAAUAAACGUAUAGGGGUAGAACCAGUAUAAGCCGCCUUCCUUGGUAUCCUUAAUUAGAGCCAGUUUUUAGCUUACUGUUUUAGUAUUUCAAUGGCCAAUGUGUUUUCUUGUCAGACCAAAUGUUUUGUUCAGCCCCAUUCAAGUUUAUCCACUUUUGCUGAGGAUUUUGUAUUAACAGAGGCAGAGAGAGAGAGAGAGAGAGAUCAGGACAGUCAAGCUCCUAGUGACAAGGUCUCUCGGGCAUUGGUCAGGACCCCAUGAUUGUGUGUGCCACAUCUAGCUUGAAAGGAAGUCCUUCUACCAACUGCAUUUGUGUCUCCUGAAAACAGCAACCCCGGUCUCACCAAAAGUUCAGUCCUGACUCCAAAAACAUCCAAGAUUGAGCAUUAGGGAGACAGAAAUGAUUGAUGAUAACUUAAUCACCUCUUAGUGACUGUCUAUUGGGACCUUUCAUCCUCUGGCUUCUCUUUCCAAAAGCAAGUCUGGACCACCCGUCUUUGUAGACACAGGAUGGCCAGGUAAAACAGUGGCCAUCGUGGCACCUGCAGUUUCCCUCGUAUUGAAUGUCUGAUGAGCCACCGCAUCACCCAAGUGGGUCGCCAGCACUGAAGAAACCAAACAGCCUCUCAAGCUGCCUGGCUUUCAAAGGAGUGUCCUAGGUGUUCUGUCCCAGGAGUUAUCUGUCAUCUCUGGCAAACUCGACAGUAACCAAUUACCUAGACAACCCUGCCCCACAUCUCUUUAAGUUAGCUGGGUGUCCUCUCACACACCCUGUACUGGUGUUUUAAAAAUUUAUCUUGUGCUCAAAUGUGUUUGGCAGCCACGCUGAUCUGCCAGGUGCAGAACUACUCUGUAAUUGUAGCGUCAGAAUGACAACAGUGGCAGAGCAGUGCACUGUGCACAAUUCCACAGCGUGCCUGAGACAGAACCCAGCAAGUUGUCUAACUAAAGAGCUCCCCAAAGCAGAGGGAGGGACCCUAGAGAGUGCAGACGUCAUUCAGAGCCAGUCCUGCAGAAUUGUGGUCUUCCAGCGGAAGCACACAGAUUCUUGAGAAAGUAUUGGGUGAAAAGCAAUGAUAGGAGCAGAGAAAGAAAAAGGCGAACCGGACUGAAGAACUUUGAGUUUUUUUUAAGAGUGAUAAGUAUAGUUCUUAAUACAGGAAGAAAAAAAAUCUAUCACGAAAAAGUUCACCACUGAUAUGUUUACAAAAGUUUUACAGGGCACGACAAGAUAGAAACAUCUUUGAAGGUGGAAUGGUUUAGAGAGCAAAGGCCUGGCAUUGCCCUAAACCCCAUAUAAGGGUAGCAGUUACUAUUGGGUCAAAAUUCUCCUGAGUGUAGUAAGAACCAGAGUACUGGUCAUCAAGAUGUCGGAAUAACCUGGAGACAUCAAGACAUUCUACGCCAUUCUGCAUGGACCAUCUCUACGAAGCUGUUCAGACACCUGUGAGCGCCUCCUUGGGGAUCCAGAUGCCAGAGUCAACCUUGUACCUGUGAAAGCAUCUCCUCUGACAGUUCUAAAGUAUACAUGUAUCAGUAUGUGUCUGUGGAUGUAUGUAUGGUGCACAUUUGCACAUGUAAUAGAAACUCACUAAACUGGCGGUCGCUGAGCCUUCGCAGCCUUUAAGAGUUGAAGGUUGAGAAUUCAAGAAACAAGAGAGGCUGUUGAUUGACUAUCAAAAUGACCAGACAUGUAAAUGAAGUGCCAUUUUAAAACUUUGUUCAUAUUAAAUGAUUACUAUCUACAGCUAUAUUCCAUAUUAACUUAUUAAAAGUCAUCUUGAAAAAAGAUCAAACGCAUAAGUGUUCAGUAGCUAAUACUAGACUAGUGUUCAGAAGCACUCUAAAAGACAUUUGGUCCAUAUUUUGGAGAAGAAAAUAUCUGCAUGUUUAAUUCAUAAUUUAGGCUACCUUUGAGUAUAUUAUACAAGUGCAGUGUGGUAUAAUAUCAAUAAAGUACUUAAAAAUGGCACUUUAAUGUUUUUAUAAAUCAUAAAUAAUGUACUGUUUUAAACUUCAGUAUUGAAUAUUGACUGGUGUGUAGAAUCCAAUUCUGUAAUUAAAAAGUAAUUUGUGACUAGAAUAAAACUUUUCUCCUGUUAUUAAUGAAACAGUUUUGCCAUGUUCAAGCUUUAAAAUAAUGUGCUUUUGCAUCACAAAGCAUAUCUAUAAAGAAGUACAAUUUCGGUUGAGUGGCCUUGAAACUUGGCCUUCGUACAUUUGUUUGGUUUACGUGACAAUCCCAAUAAAACAAGUGGAAGUAUGAUUUUUGAAUUAAAUGACCUUUCCAUUUGA